UAUAAGAAUAUCAUGAUCAGUGUUUUUCAAAGCAUAUAUCCAUUGUCAGCGGUGACAGAGAGAAGCUAAGCUAAGCAGCGUUUUUUUUUUUAUUCCGUCGGAGAGAGAAUUUGAAAGAUGUCUUCAGGUGUUGUCAACAACGACGAAGAUAAGAAGCCUACUGAUCAGGGGGGUGCACAUAUCAAUCUCAAAGUCAAGGGUCAGGAUGGGAAUGAAGUGUUCUUCAGGAUCAAGAGAAGCACCCAACUGAAAAAACUUAUGAAUGCAUACUGCGAUCGGCAAUCUGUGGAUUUCAACUCCAUUGCUUUUCUGUUUGAUGGGCGUCGCCUUCGCGCAGAGCAGACUCCCGACGAGUUGGAAAUGGAAGAUGGUGAUGAAAUAGAUGCCAUGCUUCAUCAGACAGGAGGUUCUGUUGUCUGAAGGAAGUGACGAUGUGUGUGCCGUAUUAUGAGUAGAAUUAGUUUGACGUAGGGCUAGGCUAAUGCAUAUUAUGCAUCUUCUAUUAUCAUCACUUGUCAAUAUGAUUAUGAGUGGAUUAUAAUUAUAAUAAUUCUACCUGUGAAGGCUUAUACUCACUUCUUGAGCUUGUUCCAUAAUCCAUAUGGGUGUUGAUAUAUCUCAACACCUAAGUAUUGGAUGUUCAGCUCAGAGGGAUGAAACUUGAUAAUAAUCAUGUGUGUGAAUUGGAAUGUGAUUUUUGUUUUUUAUGGUUCAUAAGGUAGGAGUUAUGUUGAUAUUGUUAGGGGCA
Messenger RNA from Cicer arietinum (chickpea), 748 nucleotides. Its product is annotated as small ubiquitin-related modifier 1-like. Gene Ontology annotation, molecular function: protein binding. The record is from RefSeq and is a predicted model, not a curated record. Lineage: Eukaryota; Viridiplantae; Streptophyta; Magnoliopsida; Fabales; Fabaceae.